Helianthus annuus (common sunflower) is the source of this 1056-nucleotide messenger RNA. RefSeq lists its product as uncharacterized. Gene Ontology annotation, molecular function: nucleic acid binding; zinc ion binding. Lineage: Eukaryota; Viridiplantae; Streptophyta; Magnoliopsida; Asterales; Asteraceae. The transcript has 3 exons. The record is from RefSeq and is a predicted model, not a curated record. Bases 68 to 955 code for a protein of 295 amino acids.
UACUCCUAAAACACCAAUCAAGGUUUCUCACUUAGUCUCCAUCAAACAAAGGCAUCAUAACGGAAUCAUGGCUUCAUCAUCAUCAGCGAAGAUAACCAUUCCAACAUCAUCCACUUUUAGCCCUAGCCUUGGAAUUGAAUUAUUGACUGGGGCAAACUUUGCCACAUGGAGGGAUACGGUUAAACUUACUCUUGGUAUGGUGGAUCUUGAUUAUGCCCUGAGACAUGACCCUCCUGCUGCUCUGACUGCUGAAAGCAAUGCAGAUCAGAAAAUAGAGCAUGAAAAGUGGGAAAGGUCUAACAGAAUGUCUCUUAUGGUUAUCAAGAAUUCCAUCUCAAGUGCCAUUAGGGGAGCUAUACCUGAUUCAGAGAAUGCUAAAGAAUAUCUGAAUUCAGUUGAGGAGCAAUUCAAGGGAUCUUCUAAAGCACAUGCAAGUUCUCUAAUUUUGAAGAUGCUUACCACAAAAUAUGAAGGGACUAGUGGUGUGCGUGAGCACAUAAUGAUGAUGAGCGACAUGGCCCAUAAAUUAAAGGGAUUAGACAUGGAAAUAAGCGAUGGUUUUCUAGUGCACUUCAUCAUGACUUCUCUCCCUGCACGUUUUAAUGCUUUUAAGAUCAACUAUAACACUCAGAAAGACAAAUGGUCAAUGAGUGAGUUGAUAGCAAUGUGUGUGCAGGAGGAGGAACGUUUGAAACUAGAACAACCAGAAGUUGCUUAUAUCGCUACCACUAAGUCAGUGAAAAGGAAGGGAAAUUUUAAAGGGGAAAGUUCCAAAGUCCAGAAAACGAAUUCAAAUACUAUUUCCAGCCCUAAUGUCUCCAAGGGACAGUCUCGUUGCAAGUUCUGCCAUAACAAAGGGCACUUGCAACGAGAUUGUUCAAAAUUCAAGGAAUGGCUGGCUAAGAAAGGGAUUCCUUACAAUCCAGAGGCUGGAAAGAAACCAAAGAACACUUAGAACGGGAGGAGGGGAAGAACUUGAAGUUGAGGCCAUAGGAACCAUGCAACUUAUUAUGAAAAAUGGUCAUUGUAUUAAACUUUAUGAUACAUUAUAUGUAC